This is a messenger RNA of Racocetra fulgida, 207 nucleotides long. The record is from the annotation of a GenBank genome assembly. Lineage: Eukaryota; Fungi; Glomeromycota; Glomeromycetes; Diversisporales; Gigasporaceae.
AUGCUUGAAAACCUCAACAAUGAAAGUUCUCAACAUGAACAGAAAGUCAUAGUUGAUCUUUUAGUUACAAAACGUCGUGAACAUCCACCUACUAAAAGAUUAAAAGGAUCUUCUAAAAAUCUAAACUAUAGAGGGCUAGUAUGUAAUUAUACAAUUGAUCCUCAAGAUUCUAAUCUUAGAAAAUACCUUUCUCAAAUAUUAAUCCAG